GAAACUGCUAUCUGCUUGUUUUGCGUGUUGCGGCGUGCAUUAAAUUAGUUUAUUAAUUUUGUAUUACAUCUGGCAACGCUCGCUAAAACUAAAAUGGCAUUCCAAUUGCCAACGACAACAACGGCAGCCAGCGCAACUGGCUUCUCAUUUGGCCUGAACACCGCACCAGCCACAGCAAAUCCCGGCGCCGCUGUUCCCGCCAAACCCACUUUCUCAUUUGCCGCACCAGCUGCCGCAGCAGCUCCCACUUUGGGCGGUGGCGAUGCGGACAGUGUGAAGACGGCUCCGCCACCAUUCACCGGCUUCGGCUCGCCAGCAGCGGCAUCAGCAGCAACGGCGCCAUUAACUGGCCUUGGAACCGGUCUCGGAGGAACUGCAUCAAACUUUGCAGUAGCAGCAACAUCUGCACCCGCUCACACACCACAAAUGAACUUUGCAUUGCCAGUUGGUGGAUUUAUGUCACAGCCGGUGACAACAGCAACGACAGCAGUUGUCGCAUCCUCUGCUGCUGCUGGUGCUGCUCCUGCACCCACAGCAAAUCCACUCAUUGGCGGCAUCUCGAUGGCAGCCAAAAGCACUUCAUCUGUGGCGCCCGUUUCAGCCGCUGUGGCGCCGCUUGUCAGCAGCGCAGCAGCUGCCCCGGUGGGUGGUGGCACUUUUGCCAACCUGAGCACGGCGACAAAGACCACCGAUUCUGCUGCAGUGUUAAAUGCAUCGCAAUUGACAUACAAUCAGCUGGAGGAGCACAUUAACAAAUGGACGCUGGAGUUUGAGGAGCAAGAAAAGGUCUUCACCGAGCAGGCGACACAGAUAAAUGCUUGGGACAAGCUGCUCAUUGGCAACAAUCAGAAGAUCAUCGAAUUGAACGAUGCCGUCCAAAAGGUGAAGAACGAUCAACAGGUGCUCGACCAGGAGCUGGAAUUCAUUGCCACGCAGCACAAGGAGUUGGAGGAGAGUCUGCUGCCGUUGGAGAAGGAGUUCACCAAUCUGCCGCGCGUUGAUCAGGAGCGCAGUCAGACUUACCUGAUGGUCGAGAAUCUGGAUACACAGCUGAAGCAAAUGUCCGAGGACCUCAAGGAGGUCAUCGACAAUCUGAAUGAGGCCAACAAGGGACAGGACAGCACCGAUCCCAUCAUCCAAAUUGGCAAGAUACUCAACGCCCACAUGAACUCGCUGCAAUGGGUCGAGUCGCAAUCGAAGGACAUCUGCAAGAAACUUGACGACAUUGCCAAAAUACACGAGACCCAAAAACGCGACAUCUUUCGCGCCCCUUAUUAAGGAUCAAAAUAUUUAAAAGAAGUUAAAUUAAUUCUUGAAUAAAACCUAUUUUUCUAUUUGUAA
Molecule: messenger RNA, 1341 nt
Organism: Drosophila grimshawi
Lineage: Eukaryota; Metazoa; Arthropoda; Insecta; Diptera; Drosophilidae
Gene: Nup62
Product: nuclear pore glycoprotein p62
Exons: 1
Coding region: 94-1278 (394 amino acids)
Biological process (GO): protein import into nucleus; RNA export from nucleus
Cellular component (GO): nuclear pore central transport channel; nuclear pore
Molecular function (GO): structural constituent of nuclear pore; phospholipid binding
Source: RefSeq, a predicted model, not a curated record